AUGGUCAGUUGUUUUCCACUGCUUCUUGUGAUACCAUUUCUCUUACUCCAAUCAACUACGCAAAUUGGUUUGAGACGAAGAUAUUUCAACUUUGAACAUGUUGGCGCUUGUCCGGCGUUCCCCACCAACAUCGGCAAAUUGGAUAAGUUCGUAAUCGAUCAUCCUGAUAAAAGCCAAUAUUACGUCGAUGGGGAGUUUACAUUUUUCAAGAAUAUAACAGCACCAGUUCGGUUCCAUAUUCGUUCGAUUCGAUGCUCGCUUUCCGACAAUUCGAAAUGCAUUCACAACGACGGAUUGCAGUUUGGCUUGUGCGAACAUUUAAACGACAAAAUGGCGUUGUGGACUCCAUUUGUGGCGACCAUCGAUCCGAAAUUAAUGUGUCCCAUUAAAAUGGGAACGUAUAAGAUAAAAAAUGGAACGAUGGACUUCUCAGUGAUAGAAGCUAUGCCAUUGAACGGUUGGCGUUACAAUCUCAGUUUUAGGUUCUAUGAACUGACCAAACCGAAACCAACGGACAUUCUUUGCAUUGAUUUUGUCGUUCAGAUAUCAACCUUGUCCAAUAAUCCUAGCCGAAGAAGAAGGAAACCUGCUCUGAUUUAG
Molecule: messenger RNA, 600 nt
Organism: Bradysia coprophila
Lineage: Eukaryota; Metazoa; Arthropoda; Insecta; Diptera; Sciaridae
Source: RefSeq, a predicted model, not a curated record